Molecule: messenger RNA, 519 nt
Organism: Perkinsus marinus ATCC 50983
Lineage: Eukaryota; Perkinsozoa; Perkinsida; Perkinsidae
Exons: 3
Coding region: 1-519 (172 amino acids)
Source: RefSeq, a predicted model, not a curated record
AUGUAUCAGAACCGAUUGACGAAUGCCGAUGUUCGAGGAGACAGUACCGAGAAGAAAGAGAAGAAAAAGAAGAAGAAGAAGUCCAAGAAAGAGAAGAAAGCCAAGACGCCAGAUGGAGAAGUGAUAGAUUUGGACAGCAGCAAGGAAGAUGAUGAGAAGAGCAAGGAGAAGAAGCAUAAGAAGAAGAAAAAGAAGGGAAAAAAGCACCACCAUCAUCACCACCACCGUGAGCAGGAUGGAGACGAAUCUGUGAGCACCUCUGGGCUACUCCAAUGUGAUCCGGAGGAUGAUGACGAGUCGCGACCUGCGGAUCCUUUCAACCCUCUGAAUGAGGCCUACGACGUUGGAAAGUAUGAGGAACUCCAGCACCGGCAUAAGCGAAGGCGUACGCAUGGACGGCGAUGGGAUCAUGACUGGUAUCGUCAACGAUCACCGUCACCGAUACGAGAGAGGGAGUGUGUUUGGCUCCCACAGAAGAAGAUCAAGAGGAAGAGCCAGCACGGUAUAAGAUACCGUUGA